This is a messenger RNA of Nomascus leucogenys (northern white-cheeked gibbon), 552 nucleotides long. It is a transcript of the gene SPINK7, whose product is annotated as serine peptidase inhibitor Kazal type 7. Gene Ontology annotation, molecular function: protein binding. Lineage: Eukaryota; Metazoa; Chordata; Mammalia; Primates; Hylobatidae. The record is from RefSeq and is a predicted model, not a curated record.
AUGGUCGAUGCAGCUGUAGUGACAAUCUCAGAGCAGCUUCUGCCCCACAGCCAUUUCCAGCAUGAAGAUCACUGAGGGUCUCCUUCUGCUCUGUACAGUGGUCUAUUUCUGUAGCAGCUCAGAAGCUGCUAGUCUGUCUCCAAAAAAAGUGGACUGCAGCAUUUACAAGAAGUAUCCAGUGGUGGCCAUCCCCUGCCCCAUCACAUACCUGCCAGUCUGUGGUUCUGACUACAUCACCUAUGGGAAUGAAUGUCACUUGUGUACCGAGAGCUUGAAAAGUAAUGGAAGAGUUCAGUUUCUUCACGAUGGAAAUUGCUAAAUUCUCCAUGGACAUAGAGAGAAAGGAAUGAUAUUCUCAUCAUCAUCUUCAUCAUCCAAGGCUCUGACUGAGUUUCUUUCAGUUUUACUGAUGUUCUGGGUGGGGGACAGAGCCAGAUUCAGAGUAAUAUUGAUUGAAUGGAGAAAGUUUCUAUGCUACCCCCACAAACGCAUGCCUCACUGACAGACCAGCUUUUUUUUUUAACACGUCAAUAAAAAAAAAUCUCCCAGAAA